Molecule: messenger RNA, 1277 nt
Organism: Acomys russatus (golden spiny mouse)
Lineage: Eukaryota; Metazoa; Chordata; Mammalia; Rodentia; Muridae
Gene: Map2k3
Product: mitogen-activated protein kinase kinase 3
Exons: 12
Coding region: 188-1231 (347 amino acids)
Biological process (GO): protein phosphorylation; MAPK cascade
Molecular function (GO): MAP kinase kinase activity; ATP binding
Source: RefSeq, a predicted model, not a curated record
GGCGUCCGGCGCUGCCCGGUGUGGCUGUGGCGCCGCCCGCCUCGGACGCUUGCUACCGUCGCCUCUCUGCCUUCUGUCGCCCGUCGCCCGCCGCUCUCCGUCCGCCUCCAGCAGCCAUGAGCGCGCCCGGCCCCGGUGUAGUCUGCCGUCCUCUAGAUUAGUGCUCUCCACCGGGUCCAUCCGCAGCAUGGAGUCGCCGGCUGCGAGCCCGCCGGCCAGCUUGCCCCAGACCAAAGGAAAAUCCAAAAGGAAAAAAGAUUUACGGAUAAUCUGUGUGUCCAAGCCACCUGUGCCCAACCCCACACCUCCCCGGAACCUGGACUCCCGCACCUUCAUCACUAUUGGAGACAGAAACUUUGAGGUGGAAGCUGAUGACUUGGUGACCAUCUCAGAGCUGGGCCGCGGAGCCUAUGGGGUGGUGGAGAAGGUGCGACAUGCUCAGAGUGGCACCAUCAUGGCUGUGAAGCGUAUCCGGGCCACUGUGAACUCCCAGGAGCAGAAACGGCUGCUUAUGGACCUAGACAUCAACAUGCGCACGGUCGACUGCUUCUACACUGUCACCUUCUAUGGUGCCCUGUUCAGAGAGGGGGAUGUGUGGAUCUGCAUGGAGCUCAUGGACACGUCCCUGGACAAGUUCUACAGGAAGGUGCUGGAGAAGAACUUGACAAUUCCCGAGGACAUCCUGGGCGAGAUUGCUGUGUCUAUCGUGCGGGCCUUGGAGCACCUGCACAGCAAGCUGUCUGUGAUCCACAGAGACGUGAAGCCGUCCAAUGUCCUCAUCAACAAGGAGGGGCAUGUGAAGAUGUGCGACUUUGGCAUCAGUGGCUACCUGGUGGACUCUCUGGCAAAGACAAUGGAUGCUGGCUGCAAGCCUUACAUGGCUCCGGAGAGGAUCAACCCUGAGCUGAAUCAGAAGGGCUAUAAUGUCAAGUCUGACGUCUGGAGCCUCGGCAUCACCAUGAUCGAGAUGGCCAUUCUGAGAUUCCCUUACGAGUCUUGGGGGACACCGUUCCAGCAGCUGAAGCAGGUGGUGGAGGAACCGUCCCCACAGCUCCCAGCUGACAAGUUCUCCCCCGAGUUUGUGGACUUCACUGGCCAGUGCCUAAGGAAGAACCCUGCGGAGCGCAUGAGCUACCUGGAGCUGAUGGAACACCCUUUUUUCACCUUGCACAAAACCAAGAAGACAGACAUUGCUGCCUUUGUGAAGGAGAUCCUGGGAGAGGAUUCCUAGGGGUCUGGCCUGGGACCCCACUGGUCUUCCGUCAUCCUCUUCUCCU